UCGUGCGCUACCGGCAGUCAUUGCGAUGAUCUUGUGACGAGGAGAUGUUUGAUGGUUGUUGGCUCGGUUUGAGCACUCAGGCUUAGAAUGCCGGUGAAAGUAGACGUGGUGCCACCGCCGCCUGCUAACUCGAAGCAACCUGGAGUUACAAAGUCCCUCCUCUACAACGGCUCGAGAUUUCAAGGCUCGCAAAAAUCGAAAGGAAAUAGUUACGACGUCGAGGUUAUUUUGCAGCAUGUCGACGAAGAAAACAGCUACUUAUGCGGGUACCUCAAAAUCAAAGGGUUAACUGAAGAGUACCCUACAUUGACAACGUUCUUCGACGGUGAAAUCAUAUCUAAGAAGUAUCCUUUUCUCACUCGAAAAUGGGACGCCAAUGAGGAUGUUGACAAGAAACAUUGGAGUAAAUUCGAGUCUUUCUGUCAGUAUGCCAAGACUUUCAACUCUGAUACCUUUGACUAUGAAGCUCUUAAAGGGACGGACUUUGUGUUUAUGAGAUGGAAGGAGCACUUUUUGGUACCUGAUCACACGAUCACAGACAUUAAUGGUGCUUCCUUUGCUGGAUUUUAUUACAUCUGCUUCCAGAAGUCUGCGGCAUCAAUCGAGGGCUACUAUUACCAUCGCAGCUCUGAAUGGUUCCAGUCGUUGAAUCUGCGACAUGUUCCCGAACACAGUAUACAAAUUUAUGAAUUCAGGUGAAAGUAAUGCCAGCUUCUCAGCCCCAGUUGCCCUUCUGAAUCCCUUCCCUUAUGGCAUACCGAUCUCAUAAUAAUCCCAAAUUCAGAAAUUGACAUAUACCCCUUGUCUUGACAAAUUUGUAUAUUAAUUUUAUAAACUCGAGGCUGAGAAAAUUGGCAAAUUGGGUUAUCAUUUUAUUAGCAACGUAUAAGUCUGUAUUGAUACCGAUUAAUAAAACAAUGCGCUUCUUUUAAGUUUGUAUGAAUACAAACGGUAAGAGUCGAGCUGGUUGUUAUUUAUUAUGGAACGGUAGAGGAACAGAGUGCCUCGACGAGUGAUACGCUUGCUUAUUAAUGAUUAAUUAUACAAGUAUUCAUUGUAAGGUGUUUUAAAAUCGAAAUAAAUCAAUUGAUGGCUUUUAUCAAUUAAACGCAUCUGAAAAUUCUUUUUGUACUGUUACAUAUGUGCUUGCAGUCAAUGUGUCAGGAGCAUGCGUAUUUUUUCUCUCAAAAUACUAAAUUAAUAUUGGAAUUCGAAGGUUGUGUUUUUUCCUUUGUGAAGAGAAAAAAAAGAAGAGAAGAAAACUUAUAGAGUUAGUGAUUUUGUCACAAAAUUGUUGUUAUUAUUUGUUUUGAUACCAUGCUUUAUUCUACGUUUGUACAUUUACAGUUUACAUGUAAAACGGUUUAUUAUCUAUCAAGAGUCAAGACUAAGGGCUAAGGGAAAAAAUUUCAAGUUCAGUGUUAUUUAUAUGCCGUGUUCAACUUCUACGCGAUACAAAUGAUCCGUGGUUGCACUUUUUCUCGGUGUUUUUUUUUUUCAAUUUAAUUUUCGAAAUUUUUGACUUAUGAGCUAACGGAAUUAUGACGCGCUACAAUACUGAACACUCCCACAAUUUUCAACAAAUUCAUAACUUUAUGGCUAGGUAUGUAUGUAAAUUAUAACAAUUCGCAACUUAGUGCUAUAAAUAUGACCUAAUUUGUUUUACAAGUUUUAUUUGUUUCACAAUCCACUGUCAUUAUAAUAUUGAAAAAAAUAAUAUUAUAAAUUUUAUAGCAAUUUAUGGCAUCUAAGCAAAAAACAAAAAAUUCAUGAAGUUCACUUCAAUGUAAAUUUAUCUAGCUGCUUAUAGAUCUGAUUAGACAUGUAAAAUUAAUUUACAGAAAUUAGGUAGGAUAGACUACUUUAAUGAAGUUCAAAAAAAAAAACUGUUUCAAAUGCAAAAUACAAAUUUCUUUUGAAUUUGAAAUGAUUUUGGGACACAUGCAAUGUUAUGAUUCCUAUGUUUAAUGAAAGCAAUAUUUACGUGCUGUAAUACACGCAAAAAGUUUUACGAAUAUAACGACGGCUCAGUUUUACAAAUAACGGUAUAUUUGUAUUUUGCCUCUGUACUAUUAGGUUUAAAGUUGAAUGAAUUGUGAUACCAGAGGUCUUAGGUCUCUCUGUAACACAUAUUAUUGCUAGUUGUUAAUUGCAUUAUGUGAUUAUUAUUCAUGUCCCAGUUAAAUGUAUAAGCAGUUACCUAAAUAUUGGUGGUGCGUGUAAGGUGUAGUCAAAACUUUUCUAUGAUCUUAUUGGUCAACUAUAAUAUAAUAUGUAAACAAAUUACUGUAAAUGUCAGAUCAAUAAAUGUUUUGGAAUCGUAAA
This is a messenger RNA of Neodiprion fabricii, 2325 nucleotides long. Its product is annotated as glucose-induced degradation protein 4 homolog. Bases 88 to 699 code for a protein of 203 amino acids. The record is from RefSeq and is a predicted model, not a curated record. Lineage: Eukaryota; Metazoa; Arthropoda; Insecta; Hymenoptera; Diprionidae. Gene Ontology annotation, cellular component: GID complex; extrinsic component of membrane. The transcript has 4 exons. Gene Ontology annotation, biological process: negative regulation of gluconeogenesis; proteasome-mediated ubiquitin-dependent protein catabolic process; protein targeting to vacuole.